AUGCAUAUUAGUAUUAAUCAUACAGAUAGUAAUGAAGCUGCUAAUAUGCUACCUAACUUGUUGGUGGCCGAAGAAGACGAAAAGAAGGAUGAUGAAGAAGACGCCAAGAAGAAGGCUGAAGAAGAUGAAGAGAAGGACGAUGAAGAAGAUGCUAAAAAGAACAGAGACAUGGAAUUACACGUAAGUAUUAUAUUUUUGCGCCUGAAAAAUGUUAGAUUACAACUGUAUAUAAUUAUAUAAUUAAUCAUUGUGUAAAAAUUUAAAACAUAAGCUACAAUAUUUUGCUUUAGGAAUUCAUGGACCAAUCGUUAACAUACGCGUGA
Molecule: messenger RNA, 323 nt
Organism: Bursaphelenchus okinawaensis
Lineage: Eukaryota; Metazoa; Nematoda; Chromadorea; Rhabditida; Aphelenchoididae
Source: the annotation of a GenBank genome assembly